AUGGCAACCAUUGUCAAGGACACGCAGCUUACUGCUGUAGUGACAUCUGACAAAGGAUCACUCAAACGCGAAUUCUCUGAAGCCUUCACUGAGAAGGACCAGACUCUCCUGACACCCAAGCAUGAGGAUCUCGAAAAGCGUGCAAAGUUGUACCUUGACAAAGAACUGUCCUACAAGGACGAAGACAACGACCGUGAACAACUCAGUGAAGUCGUCAAUUUCGUCGGACAUCCCCUCGUAUGGAGUGAGAAUCGUCAGGCCCUCUGUGAUGCCACUCCUUACUUCAAAUCCCAUCAGGGUGGUUUGUACACCAGGAACAAUCUUGGUCUUGGCUUGCUCAUUGAUGGCGCUGGCUUCACGAUUCGUGAUAGAUUUGGUGCAGAUGUCAUUGUUACCACAAUGGGUGGCGGUCGUAAGCUUGAUGCCAAUGGCAAUUAUUCCCGGCAAGCCGACCAUUUGCCGAAUUCCCUCAAGGUCUGGCAGAAGAAUCAGAGCGUCAGUCAGCCUCUGGUUGUGAUUGCUGGCAUAAACCACCCUGAGUUUCCAUGUCGAGCGGUCCAUCGCUACUCAGUCUUGGACAACUUCUGGGUCACUGAUAUUUGGCCCGAGCGAUACCAGGAUCAUACAGGUUCCACCAUUCAAGUCUUCAAGGUCAGACUUGAGAAAGUUCAUUUGGGUCAAACCUCUUGGUGGUGGGACCCGCUUUCAGAGAAUGCAACUAAUUCCCUUGCUCCUUGCCACAUUGGACAGUACACUGCUGCUCACCAGAAGUGUGAAGCCUGUGAGGACGAUAGCAAGCAGGUCUUCAGCGAGAGCUGGACUUGUCUCAACGUCAACUGUCCUAAUUUCUUCACCUUUCCUGAAGGGAUUGACUGUGCUAGCCUUACUUACAGCAGAGAGUUCCUUGGAGAGAGAACUGCCUUCAGUGGAGACAUGGCAAAGGUUGCUCAGAUUGUCCCUGAUCUCCCCUCUGGUACUGCAUUGAACUCUACUUCAAUCAACGCAAGGGCUGGUAUUGUCUGCCCCGAGUGUGGCUGCUGUAGCCGCCGCCGAUACUGGAACCGCUGGGAGUGCGAGAAUAAUGCCUGCGACUUUGCUCUGCAUGCUACCUUGCAGCCUCAUUCAAUCACGGACGUCGAGAAUGAGACAUCCAAGCACGCUGCUGCUGCCUUAAAGCAAGCCAACAAAUCCCGCAAAGAUCCCGCACAGUCAGGCGAUCUCCUGGAUGAUGUCACCAUCGUGCUCGACAAGACCAUUCACAUGGAGAAGCAUAACCUUGGCAGCUAUAAAGCUUCUAUCUAUGUGUUGCCCAAUGCCGCUGGAGAGGCUGUGGGAUGUGUUGUGGUCUACAGAGUGCACAAUGAUGUCUGUGGCCGGCCAGGUGGACCGAAUGCUCUCUACACUGACCUGCAGAAUGUCGACAUGAAUCUACACAGAAAUGCUGCGCGCUGUGGUGAAGCCUGGAACGAGGUAUUGACCCGUCACUUCCAACAGAACUUUGGUGCCCCAUACAAGUUCGGUGUCGUUGUUGCAUCCAAGUCCUUUGAGGAUGCUCCAGAUCCUGUCUUGAAGUGUCUGGCACGUUUGCAAUGGGCUGGCCAGACUGCUGUCAAGGCCUCAGAUGCCUUCCUCAAGACGCUUGAGAAGCAAGGUUUCAUCAAGAUCGGCAGCGACACACCAAUCAACCCCGAGUGGCGGGAUUUCAACGAGCUGUUGGCACUUGGUUAUAUGGAGAAAGAUGAGAUCUCCUAUCACGAUGAUGGAGAGAAGGAGCUCGGACCUACCGUAGCUACUCUGUCUCUUGGAUCUCCCUCGAAGAUGUCUUUCCGUCCUAAGAAAGGCUCGAACAUUCCAACCGCCCGAGGCAAGAAGAAGGGCAACCCAGAGAAGGUUUACCAUGAUGCACUGCAAAUUUGCCUGAAGCAUGGCGACAUGGUUGUCAUGCAUGGCGCUGCAAUUCAUAGGGACUAUGAGCACGCAGUUGAGCCCUUGGGACAGCGUAGAUUUGCUCUUACAAGCCGUGUGAUUCGCGAUGACAGCAUUGGAGAUCCUGGUGACAGAGAGAUUGCCAUGAGAAUGGGUACCUUGCCUGAUCACUAUUCAUCUUUUGAAUAUGAUGGCGACAUCCAAAACCCUGCUCAAGCAAAGGCUCUGGUUGACUUCACUGAGUUUUCUGACAUCUGA
Molecule: messenger RNA, 2184 nt
Organism: Phaeoacremonium minimum UCRPA7
Lineage: Eukaryota; Fungi; Ascomycota; Sordariomycetes; Togniniales; Togniniaceae
Product: putative oxoglutarate iron-dependent oxygenase protein
Exons: 7
Coding region: 1-2184 (727 amino acids)
Biological process (GO): DNA repair
Source: RefSeq, a predicted model, not a curated record